AUGUUAGGUCCUUCAUCGUCAUACGUUAUUGUUAUAACCACUCCAGUAUUCAUAAAUAUGUUAAGUUUCGUGGGCCCAAGUUAUCGUCAAAGCGUGCCCGUUGAAGACGAUUUCGAUUUUCGGGAUUGUAGAAGAAAGACACUGUCGCGACAAAAAACUUACCUCACUAUCACCUGCCCACUGUAUAGUGUUCCAUUAAUCAUUAUAAUAUUUUACAAAAUAAGUCGUACCAGCAGGCCACAGCUGCAGCGGCACUCGGCAGUCGGUCGGACCGAACCGCGAGGCGGUAUAAGAGCGGUUAAACAACAUUCCCUCCACGACGGCGGCGGCGGCGGCGGCGGCGGCCGUGUAAAUGCGAUAAACGCAUCGUCCGCCCGCCUUCCCACCCGCCCGCCCGCCAACGCAUUACCACAGUGUUAUUCAGUCUCGUGCACCAGUCGUGCGUCCCACCAGUUCGUCAACAGCGAGUGUCCGUGCACCGUCGUUGUCGUCCUGUUCACACCGUCGACCCGGUCUUUUGGCGCGCAGUCGUGUUGUACUCUCCAUGCGUGUUGCGUAACGGCGGCGGCGUUAUCACACGGUGUGCGUUACAAUAUUAUUAUUUUAGUACGGUUGACAUGUUUUGAUCCGCAUAUCAUAAUGCCAGAGAAGUUAUUCAAAGUAAUCAUAAUAGGAGACCCAACUGUGGGCAAGACAGCAUUUGUCAAACGAUAUGUACAAAAAUCAUAUAGCAGAGAGUACAAGGGUACUGUUGGUGUUGAUUUCGCAUUAAAAAUUAUUAAAGUUUCCGAAACGGAAACUAUUAAAUUACAACUAUGGGAUAUAGCAGGUCAAGAGAGGUUUACAUGGAUGACCCGCGUGUACUACAAAGAUGCUCAUGGGUGUGUGAUUAUGUUUGAUUUAUCAAAUAAGAAUUCGUUUUUAAAUACGUUGAAGUGGAAAAAAGACGUUGAUGCAAAAUGCACUCAAUUAGACGGCGGUCCCAUACCAUGCAUGUUAUUGGGGAAUAAGUGUGAUUUACCUCAACGUCAAAUCGAUCAAUUGGAUAUCGAAGCGUUCUAUAAAGAAAAUAAUUUUAUCGGCUGGACAGAGACUUCGGCUAAAGACGGACUGAUGGUUAACGAUUCUAUGCAAUUUUUAAUCAAUUCGAUGUUGGGACAGUACAACGACGAAACCGAUCAACCGGAACUCGUAAAACUCUCCAGUCCUAAUGCGGAGAAUAAAAAAUCGUGUUCAUUUUGUUAACCAACGAUCAAUGUUUUAAACGUUAAGUAUGUGUUUACACUGUAUCGUUUUUAGGUAUCGUUCUUGUACAUUCGUCAUUCAUCGCUAACUUCAAUGAAUAAUUAAAAUAAAAUAUUUUCAUUGAAACUAUAUUAUAUUAUAUAUUUAUAUACUAUAAGUAUGUGUUGUAAUUAAUUUUAAGAUUUGAGACAUUUAGGUCUGAUCUAUUCGGCUGUUGCCUAUACAUAUUAGCAUUAAUAAGAUACUAUUGUAGCAAUACAAUAUUAUAUAUUUUUUUUUUAUUUCAUCAAUAUAGGCUACCUAUUUCUGUUUUUAUCAUUUAUGAUUUAAAUUGUUAAAACAAUGGAGUGGUCCACUGUGCUUUCGUGUUUUCUAAUGUUAACUAUAUUUGAUAACAGGAAAACACCGUGACUCACUCUGUAUUUUAUGUUUCAUAAUCUUUUUCAUACUUAAUAAUAUUGAUUAUUACCAUUUUUCCACGUUUAAAAUGU
Messenger RNA from Melanaphis sacchari, 1736 nucleotides. RefSeq lists its product as uncharacterized. Bases 1 to 1245 code for a protein of 414 amino acids. Lineage: Eukaryota; Metazoa; Arthropoda; Insecta; Hemiptera; Aphididae. Gene Ontology annotation, biological process: vesicle-mediated transport. The record is from RefSeq and is a predicted model, not a curated record. Gene Ontology annotation, cellular component: trans-Golgi network; Golgi apparatus; vesicle. The transcript has 6 exons. Gene Ontology annotation, molecular function: GTP binding; GTPase activity.